UCGUUCUCUGCGUCCCUGGCGUACUACAGCUCCCAGCACAAGUCGCGUCUUUUCGACUACAGCGAGACUGACAUCCAUCCAGACGACCUAGACGACGAAGGUGUCGUUGUGGCAGAAGAUGGGUUGGUCUACCCAAGCGUCUCCUCCCCACCCUUCUCCAACGGCGCCGUCAUGCUCCCAAAUACAUUCACCAUGCAAGAGUGUGUGCGGAGGUACUUUGACGAGUUUCUUGACCGUGUAGAAGACGGCGAAGACAUGGAGACUCCCCAGAUAUAUAACAUACCAAAGGAAUUGAACGAAGCCUUGGAUGCCUUCUUCGACAAGCACGCCGUCAAUGAAACGGUGGCAGACUGGCUCGACAAGCACCCCGUUAAGUCUGCGGUAGCAGAUGACGCAGAGUCCGUUUGGAAGGCCAAGUAA
Messenger RNA from Lasiosphaeria miniovina, 420 nucleotides. RefSeq lists its product as uncharacterized. The record is from RefSeq and is a predicted model, not a curated record. NCBI's taxonomy places the organism in Eukaryota, Fungi, Ascomycota, Sordariomycetes, Sordariales, Lasiosphaeriaceae. The transcript has 4 exons. The annotation marks the transcript as partial.